GUGGCGGCGGCGGCGGCGGUCCCGGUCCCGGCGGGCCCCCGCUCCCGGCGCGGCGGCGGUGGCGGCGGGCGCCCGGGGCAUGCGGCAGCGGUAGGACGCGCGGCGGCGAUGGGCGGCCGGGGGCUGCCGGUGCCGCUGCUGCUGGGGCUGCCGCUGCUGCUGGGGCUGCCGGCGGCGGGGCGCGCCGCUUCCAAGGCGCUGGUGUGCCAGGAGAUCACGGUGCCGAUGUGCAAGGGCAUCGGCUACAACCUCACCUACAUGCCCAACCAGUUCAACCACGACACGCAGGAUGAGGCCGGGCUGGAGGUGCACCAGUUCUGGCCGCUGGUGGAGAUCCAGUGCUCCCCGGACCUGCGCUUCUUCCUCUGCAGCAUGUACACCCCCAUCUGCCUGCCCGACUACACCAAGCCGCUGCCCCCCUGCCGCUCUGUCUGCGAGCGGGCCAAGGCGGGCUGCUCGCCCAUCAUGCAGCAGUAUGGCUUCGCCUGGCCCGAGAGGAUGAGCUGCGAUAGCCUGCCGGUGCUGGGGGACACCGAGGUGCUCUGCAUGGGUUACAACCGCACGGAAGCCACCACCCUGCCGCCUUUCUUUGGGAAGCCCACACGCCCUGCCAGGGACGCAGCCAAAAACCUGACGCCGCUCGAUGGGCAGCGCCCCUCCGGGCUGGACUGCGGCCGGACUUGCAAGUGCAAAGCGCCCCUUAUCCCCAUCUCCAAGGAGUCUCAUCCGCUGUACAACCGCGUCCGGACUGGGCAGGUACCCAACUGCGCCAUCCCCUGCUACCAGCCCUACUUCACCCAGGACGAGAAGACCUUCGCCACCUUCUGGAUCGGCCUCUGGUCCAUCCUCUGCUUCAUCUCCACCUCCACCACCGUCGCCACCUUCCUCAUCGACAUGGAGCGCUUCAAGUACCCUGAGCGCCCCAUCAUCUUUCUUUCUGCUUGCUACCUCUUCGUCUCCGUGGGCUACAUUGUGCGGCUGGUGGCAGGGCACGCCAACGUGGCUUGCAACCCAGAGCACCACCACAUCCACUAUGAGACCACGGGCCCGGCUCUCUGCACGGUGGUUUUCCUUCUCCUCUACUUCUUUGGCAUGGCCAGCUCCAUCUGGUGGGUCAUCCUGUCCCUCACCUGGUUCCUGGCAGCCGGCAUGAAGUGGGGCAACGAGGCCAUUGCUAGCUACGCGCAGUACUUCCACCUGGCCGCUUGGCUUAUCCCCAGUGCCAAAUCCAUCGCUGUACUGGCGCUCAGCUCUGUGGACGGUGACCCAGUGGCCGGGGUCUGUUAUGUGGGCAACCAGAGCCUGGAGAACCUGCGGGGCUUUGUGCUGGCACCACUGGUGGUUUACCUCUUCACCGGCAGCCUCUUCCUGCUGGCCGGCUUCAUCUCGCUCUUUCGCAUCCGCAGUGUGAUCAAGCAGGGCGGCACCAAGACCGACAAGCUGGAGAAGCUGAUGAUCCGCAUCGGCAUCUUCACCGUGCUCUACACCGUGCCUGCCACAAUCGUCAUCGCCUGCUACAUCUACGAGCAGCACAACCGGGAGGCGUGGGAGCAGGCACAGAACUGCUCCUGCCCGGGGGACCCCCACCGCCCCAAGCCUGACUACGCUGUCUUCAUGCUCAAGUACUUCAUGUGCCUUGUGGUGGGCAUCACCUCUGGCGUCUGGAUCUGGUCUGGCAAGACACUCGAGUCCUGGAGGCGCUUCACAGCCCGCUGCUGCCGGGCCAGGAAGCCUGCGGGUGCCUCCAUGUACGGCGAGACCAGCCCGGCACUGGCGGGCAGGACGGUGCUGCCCAGCAUGGCCUCCUACCACAAGCAGGUCCCGCUGUCCCAUGUGUGACCGGAGGGAGCCUCGGUGACCCCAGCCACAGGGAGGAGAGGGUUGCAAAGACCCUGGGCCACAGAAGAAGGGGUGGCAGCUGGGCCACCCCCAGCAUCCUCAGCCCCACUGUGGUGGUGCUGCCCGGGACUGAGCAUGUGUGCCCAUUGGGGUAUGGAGCGGCCGCAGCCCCAGGCAGGGCAGGGAGAGGUGCUGCCAACAAUGUGGGAGCAGAGAGACAGGGAUGCCUGGAGCCUGGCAAUACUGUGUGUGCUCCAUUUGGGGUCCCACACCCUGUUUGGGGUCCUAGGGUGCUGCUGCCUGCAGGCCAGUCAGGUGGCAGGUAGCCUGUGAGCUCUGAUUUGUGUCCUACGAUGAGCCUCUGGGCAGGUUCUGCUGGUGCCAGGGUGAAGGGGAGAGCUGCAGCAGGUAGGGUGGGUGGUGGCCCCCAAUCCCGGCUAGUACUCCGGCACUGCCACCGAGCCACUUGCUGGAGCCCACGGGGUGCGAGGGAGCUGGGGAGAGCUGGCAGCUGGGGCUCCCUCCCUGCCGUGCUGCACCUGAGCCCCUGGGCACAGCUACGUGUUGCGGGGGACAGGGCUGGGGGCCCCCAGAUGUGACGCUGCUGCUGGCCCCACUCGGAUGGCAGCCCGCUGAGCCGCGGGGAGGGAGCUGCGUGGGCCAGGGGCUUCGUGGGCAGCAGCAGUGUGGGAGGAACGGGCUGCAGAGGGGAACGGCCACCCAGCCCUCGAGGCAGGCAGGGAGAGGGUCCCAGCUGUCCUCAGCACAGGCGGGGACUAGGUAACCCCAGAGGUCCCCCCUCUCCCCUGGGCAGCACGUGCUGCUCUCCCCGGGCAGGGGGCUGAGCAGAGGCCGGUGCUGGUGGGGCUCAGUUCUGCGGUGCUGACGCCUGGGUCUGUGCAUGGGCAGCUGCUCCACUGCCCACCCCGGAGAGCCUGGGGGCUGCGCGGGUGACGAGGCUGCCGUCCCAGCGCGGGGUUCACAAGGAGCCCUGGGCACCGCUGGCAGUGGCAGCGACAGCGCUGGGAACGGGUCGAUGCUGCUCUGCACCUCUUGCCUCUGCAGCCUGGUGAGCUGCUUACGUCUGCCUUGCGCCGUGCAGGUUACCUGGGGUGAGAUGGGCAGCCCCGGCACUGCCUGCCAGCCUGCUGGCUGCGGCACAGCGUGGCACAACCAGGGCUAAAAGGGUGGUUGCACAACUGCAGCAGGUAGUGUGGGCAUGGGGGGGGCGGUGGUUCUGUGCCAGGCAGCAGUCUGUCUCUCCUGGGGAGUGGCUGGAUAUUCCAGCUAUCCAGCUUCAACACUUCUUGCUGCUUUUUUCAAAGCUGUGCCUCUGUCGGAGAUAGUGUGGGAUUUGCAGGAUUUGAGAGUGAGCAGUUAAUUUAGGAAAACUUAGCAGAACGCUCGUACUGCCUUUCCUCCAGCUUCCCAAGCCUUUUCCCUUCCCUGUGUCAGACAGCAGCAGCGCACCGACAGAACCGGUGCCUGGCAUUAAGCGGUGGUGACAGCUGGGUUUCAAUAAGUAGAAUGAUGCUGAGAAGGGGGGUGGCUGUUGUCAACUUCAUGGAACGCAGCAAGGGCAAGGGGCUCCGGCUGUGGCACAGGGUGGCGAGAGGUGGCUUGUGAAAGCACCCGCGCUUGGUUUUGGUUUUUUUGGGGUUUUUUGGGGUUUUUUUUCCCCUUUCCCCUGCCCUAAGUGGUGAUCCACCCAGCCAUUACUUGAGUCAUUUUUUUUGCCUGCCUUCAAGUGUGGCACCGUGACCCAGCUGCUCAAGCGCUGGAGAACAGCUGCUGGCUUUGCUCCCACUGGACUGCAAGGAUCCCAGGUUGUUCUCAACACCCUUGGACCACUUCAGUCAAGAAGGUUUCCACCUCGUUUUAAAACCAAAUCCAGGGAAGCGGGGCAAUGCUCGAGAGGCACAUGUACUGAUAAAGCUACUCCCAAGGUACCACAUGAGUGUCUGGGGGGUUCCGGGCAGAGCAGCAGUGCAGGGGAUGAGGGCUCGGCAGGGGCUGCCCAGCCGCACAGACCAGCACUCUUGCGACAGAGCGCUCGCUCCCUCCCUCCAGCGUGUUUGCUGUACUUCAUUGUGGACAGAAUUGCACCGUGUUGUGUUACAAACUGUGAAUAGUUGUAUUAUAGCCCAGGUUGUACAUACAGAAGCCGUAGUGACCUUUGAUAUGGGUUUGGGACAGGUGUGUUCUCGGCAGCAGGGCAGGUCAGGUGCAGAGAUGCUGUGGGCAGUCUUGGGUUAUGAUCCGGGGUGUUAAAUAACUCCAGCCUGCCCAAUCUAUGCCUUGCUGGACUCCUCUCUUUCUAUAGUGCCUUUUGUAGAUACAGCUAAACACACAUCAUGCAAUACAAUGAACAAAACCAUGUCAAAGGUGGUGUUUUGUUGUUUUUGUUUUUUUCCAAAGUGCAACUGACUGUGUAAAGCCUUUUUUUUUUUUUUGUAAAAAAAAAAAUAUCCAAGAUUAGCUACAAAUCAUUGCCUAUUGAAAAAUGCAAGAGCGUUUUCAGCUUUGAUCUAAUGGUAGGUUAAUACAAUCAACGUGUUUGAGCCUGGCUUCUCAGCAACAGGUGGCAGGAGGGGGAAGGCGCCGUUGCUGGGUGCCCUGUAUGCUGUAGCCAAUUUACAUGUUGGGUUUUGCCUCUUCCGUUACUGAUGCUGUUCAACAUUGUUUAAAUAACUGUACUAUAUUUUGUGAAAAGCUGAAGAAAUUUUAUUCAAAGAGAAGUAUCAAGAUUAGUUAUUUAUGAGGACAAAAACCACC
Messenger RNA from Falco peregrinus (peregrine falcon), 4614 nucleotides. RefSeq names its product frizzled class receptor 5 (gene FZD5). Gene Ontology annotation, cellular component: plasma membrane. Gene Ontology annotation, biological process: non-canonical Wnt signaling pathway; canonical Wnt signaling pathway. Lineage: Eukaryota; Metazoa; Chordata; Aves; Falconiformes; Falconidae. The transcript has a single exon. The record is from RefSeq and is a predicted model, not a curated record. Gene Ontology annotation, molecular function: Wnt-protein binding; Wnt receptor activity. Bases 109 to 1839 code for a protein of 576 amino acids.